Lymnaea stagnalis (great pond snail) is the source of this 4535-nucleotide messenger RNA. The record is from the annotation of a GenBank genome assembly. Lineage: Eukaryota; Metazoa; Mollusca; Gastropoda; Lymnaeidae.
CCGAGGUGGACAUUUGCAAGAGUUACACCGUCUCCGUCAGAGUCACCGCUACUUGCUCAACUCUUUCUAUUGUAAGUAUUCUAGCUUUAGUCACCGUUUGGUUCAAGGUUGAUUUCAUUCCUAUUAAGUAAAUCAAACGACUCUUGCUUAUGUGAAAUGUAAACUCGGUCUAGGAAGGUGUUUUUGUUUUAGUAAUUGUAUCUUUUUUUUUUUUUUUUUUUUUUAAAAGGGGUUCCACGGAGAUGGGUUCCGUAUGAGCCAAUUAGGGGGUCCGUCGGUGGCCGGAAAAAACAUUUUUUUAAAAAGUUCCACGGAGAUGGGUUCCGUAUGAGCCAAUUAGGGGUUCCGUCGGUGGCCAGAAAAAACAUUUUUUUAAAAACGUCCGAAAUCGCCAAUAUUCGGGCACUGCGGUAAUUAGUCGUUGUUUAUCCACUUUAUACGACCUGUUUCCGUUGGUGUCCAAUUGAGCGUUCAGCGUUAUCAUUGGUGUUAACAAAGCGGUUGUUUUUGCGCGACCAUGGACCGAUUUAUUAAGAAAAGAAAAUUAGAGCUGACAACUAAACUAAAUCUCAGGAGCAGACGGCUGAAGCCACAGCUGAUGACCAAAGUAAAUCUCUAGAGCAGAAAACUGAAGCCACAGCUGACAACUAAACUAAAUCUCAGGAGCAGACGGCUGAAGCCACAGCUGAUGACCAAAGUAAAUCUCUAGAGCAGAAAACUGAAGCCACAGCUGACGACCAAACUAAAUCUCAGGAGCAGACGACUGAAGCUACAGCUGUCCAGCUGACGAACAAACUAAAUCUCAGGAGCAGACGACUGAAGUCACAGCUGACGACCAAACUAAAUCUCAGGAGCAGACGACUGAAGCUACAGCUGUCCAGCUGACGAACAAACUAAAUCUCAGGAGCAGACGACUGAAGUCACAGCUGACGACCAAACUAAAUCUCAGGAGCAGACGACUGAAGCCACAGCUGACGACCAAACUAAAUCUCUAGAGCAGACGACUGAAGCUACUGCUGAUGACCAAACUAAAUCUCUAGAGCAAUCAAACAUGACCAAUAUUGACGUUUUCCAUCGAAAUCUUAAAGUUGGUCAGUACAGUGACAAAUAAGUAGCUAUAGGAUUCACUAAGACAGGAUACCCAUUCGGAUUAGAACCAACCCUUGUGUCGCUGCAUGUGGUUCCCGCGAGAAAUCUGAGAGCUCCAAAGGUUGCCAUUCCAAUAAAAAGUUAGAAAAACACUGCUGUAUAUCCUCUCGUUCUUGAAAGAAGAAAAAUUAAAGGAUCAAUGUCUAAGAAUAAUUUUGCGGAAAAUAAAAUUUUCGACAGAAAAUCAUUAAAAGUAUCGUCAUUAAAAAAAGAUGUUUGGUUUUUAAAUAACCUCUUUAUACCAAUUGUUCACUGAUGGCCGAGGCUACAAAAAAAUACACAAAGCAUGAUUUUAAAAAAUUAAUUAAAUUAAUUAUUAUUAUUAUUAUUUUGCUGGGCAUUUUCCAAAAUGAUCGAUUUUGUCUUGGUCCACUUUGAGAUUUAUGGUUUUCCAUUAAAAAAAAAAAAAUAUGGCAUCAUGAUUGGUCAAAUGAUCGCUUAUUUUACCAAUCUCCUCUUUUCAUGUUUUAGUGACCAAAUCCAAAACGUAAUCAUAUGCCGCAUGUAUUUUCAUGAUUUUUAGGUGACAUUUUGCAUUGUGUCAUAUUAGUCUUUCCCUUUGUCCUCAUUCGACUCGAUACACACCCAGCCGAAAUUCAGCACAGUCGCAUUGUACAUCGUAUCAUGUAAAAACUCCUAGAUAGCCAAUCACGAUUAUGUGUUCUUUACCAGAUCCCCAGAAGACAUCGACUGUUGUUCACCAUGAAGUGCUUCCAGCUUGCAGCUUUGGUCCUGUGUGCCGUUAUUGUCUACAGCACGGCCGACUACCAGCCAGCCCCCAGUGCUGCGGCGAGACGUGAGUGUAUUCUACGAUACCAAACAUUUCAUAACCGACCAUUUAAUAUUGUAUUUUUUUGUACCGAACAUUUAAUAUUAUAUUUUUUACCGACCAAAUAAAAUUGCAAAGUGUUAAAAUUAGACAUUAGGCACUUAAUAUUCGGCAAGGGCUAUAGUGAUAUACAAGCUGAAGCCUAGGGGCUGAUGACUCACCGAUCGACCAAGACUGAGAUGGAUCGACGAUGUAGAGAAGGAUUUACAACAGUUGGAUGUUCGCGCAUGGAGGCGGAAAACAGUGGAUCGAUCUGAAUGGAAGGAUGUGGUGGAGCAGGCCAGGGGCCUACAUGGUCUGUAGCGGAUCUGAUGAUGAUGAUGAUGGUGAUAUUCAACAAGGACGUUGUGGAUAGAAAACGUUUGGGAAACCACUGGCCAAAAUGGUGGUUUAAAAAAAAGUUAUUAAUAAUAAUAUUGCUAUUUCAGGUCUCCAUCCAAUACGACAUCAAAUUAUAUAUGUUUCUUAUUUACACUUAUAGCAAUCACGUUGUCUAAGUCAGCGGUUCUCAACCUGUGGGUCGUGAACCCUUUGUGGUUCGAACGAGCCUUAAACAGGGGUUGCCAUCGAAAAACAUAUAUAUUAAUGAAGUAGCAACGAAAAUAAUUACAUGGUUGUGUGUCACCACAACAUGAGGAAAUGAAUUAAAGGGUCGCGGCAUUAGGUAGGCUGAGAACCACUGGUCUAAGUCACGAUUUCAAUCUUGGUGACAGCGCGGCUAACAAGACGUACUAGAGUUAUUUUAAACAAAAUCAUCCAUUUCAUUUCAUUCUCUUCGCAACUUCGCUUUAUUUCCUCGAAACAUCAUCAUCAUCAUCAUCAUCAAUGGCACUAAAGCCCAAUAAAAGCUCUGUCAAUCAUCGUGACAUCCAUACUAACUUUUUUGUUUUGCUUUUUUUUCUUUUCUUUUCAUCUCUCCCCACAACCAUCUUAUAUUUCUAGCAUCUCCCCAUCUCUCCCCAAUCCCAAUCUUUUGCUUCUAAUAUCUUAUAGAUAUAAAGAUUCCCUGUCUCUCCCCACUAACGCAUUAUAUUUCUAUUGUCUCCCCAUCUCUCCCCAAUCCCAGCUUCUUUCGAACACCUUACAUGUCUGACAUCUCCCGGUGUCCCCCCACAACAGUAUAUGUUUCUAACACCUUAUAUUUCGAAGGUCUGUUGUCAACUGCCAUCUUAUAUUUCUAACGUUCCCCAUCUCUCCCCACUCCCGUUCUUUAUUUCUGACACCAUACAUUUCUAAAGUCUCUUCAUCUCUCCCUGCCACCAUCUUAUAUUUCUAACAUCUUAUCGUUCCAUCCCGUCCACAGCCUCACCCUAUUCGUGCAUUGACAUCUUUAACGAGAAGGCGUGCAAGGGCGUCGCCAAUGGUGACUACCCCAUGUGUUCUUUCUGUCAGCUCGGCUACUACGCCACCUGCUCCAACGGAAUACUGUACAUCAGGUACGCACUUACUGCAGGGAUCCUCAAACACCCGAACAGGCGCCCACACCCCCCCCCCCCGUCCACACGCACCCAACAUGGCCCGCCAAACAUAUAAGAACAAAUGUUCGCCCAUAUUUAAUUAUGAGCCCCCUGUCUAUUAUGUGCACCCGAUUAAUAAUCUGCCUUAUUCUCUUAUUCGCCCAUGGCCACUUAUUCACCACUGGCCAACUAUGCGCCCUUGGUCAAUUAUGUGUCAAUAAAAAUUAAAUCGCCCUUGGUCGAUUAUAUGCCCUUGGUGAAUUAUGCACCCUUGGUCGAUUAUAUGCCCUUGGCGAAUUAUGCGUCUUUGAUCAGUUAUAUAUUAUUUAGUCUAGUACUACGUGAUAUAUUGUCUCUAGUGCUGUAGGAACGGAGGUCUGAGGUAAGGGGGGUGGGGUGGGGUGGGGUGUACGCACUGGUGGUACUUUUUUUCUUUAAAUGAAGGGGCGACAUUUUCGACCAACUGUAGAGUUCUUUUUUGUUUUUUUGUUUGUUUUUUUCGAAGAAGGGGCGAAUCUCAAGAUUCUCUUCCCACCCUGGGUGGCUCUAGCCCUAGCUACGCCACCCAGUUGUCACCAUUGCUUACUAGACAUAAAAAAAUCAGAAGAUAAAAUAAAGGAGAUCAAGUAUUCAGAUUUUUAACAUUGAUUUAUUUAAUCAAUUCAUUUUUGAUAUAGUCUAUAGAAAAUAACCUACUUUUUACUUAUUACAAAAAGUUAAACGAUUUUUGUUUAAACAAAAAUUUGCAUAAAAUUUCCCUGAUAUCAAACUGUUUCUUCUCCAGACCAUGUGCAGAGUCCUACUACUAUGGUAACCAGUUGGUGGCCAGGAUGGUGUUUGAUUCCUACACCAGGGACUGUCAGAGAUACGCCUCUAACUGUCCCCGGUAAUAAAGUCCAGGAUAUGGGGGGUGGGGGUAAGGCGGAGGGCCUUCCACCUGGCGGGGAUUGGAUGGCAGUGACAACUCCAGCAGUCAUCCGUUCAUCGCCGAUCCAUGUCACAUCACGUGAUAUCGCGACAUCCAUAAUCUGUUGAUUCACUUAUAGUGUAGAGAGGGAAAACUUAAAUUAAAAAAAAGGAUAUAUUGAACAAAUUGGCGA